Messenger RNA from Anastrepha obliqua, 1194 nucleotides. RefSeq names its product odorant receptor 2a-like. The record is from RefSeq and is a predicted model, not a curated record. Gene Ontology annotation, cellular component: plasma membrane. Gene Ontology annotation, biological process: detection of chemical stimulus involved in sensory perception of smell; sensory perception of smell. The coding region runs from base 1 to 1194 and encodes 397 amino acids. Gene Ontology annotation, molecular function: odorant binding; olfactory receptor activity. The transcript is spliced from 3 exons. Lineage: Eukaryota; Metazoa; Arthropoda; Insecta; Diptera; Tephritidae.
AUGCGCAUUGGAAAAGAUUCAACCUCAUUACCGACAACCAAUCCAUUGGACACUCAUGAUGCAUUGCGUUACAUUUGGCUGACCUGGCGCUUAACGGGAAUACAUCCAGUCGACACACACUACCGUAUCUAUUGGACAUAUUCACUGUUACUGUUCUGCGCAUUGGUGCUCUUUACCGGACUUUAUCUUGGAACCUUUGCCAUACAAAAAAAUUUUACCGAAGUGUUGGAAAGCUUCAGCCUGUUAAUUCCACUAAUCUAUACCUUCUCAAAACAGGGCAUCAUUUGUUAUCACAUUCGCGGUGAUUUACCAAAGGCGGCAUCGCAUUUGCAUGCGUUGGACAGGCGGGCCGAGCAGUAUCCGGAGGAUUGUGCCUAUCUAAACCGAAAAGUACGUCAAUGUCAUAACAUCUGCAUUGCAACGCUAACGGGCAUUACGAUUUGUUUGGUGCUUUAUGCGUUGGUGGGAAUAGUCCAGCACGAAUUGCCCUAUCAAGGUUGGAUGCCUUUCGAUUGGCAACACUCCAUGGGAUUUUAUGCAUUGGCCUGUGCUUUCCAGAUUUUCUGUCUGUGUAUAACAACAACUACCACUAUAUGUAAUGAUAUAUAUUCGGUGGUAUAUUUGUUGCUUUUGGUGGCUCAUUUACGCAUCUUAAAUGAUCGCAUUGGGCGGCUAGGAAGCGCCUGUGAAUUCGAGUACGAGUAUACGAACGAGAGCCACAAAGAAAUGGAAAAUUAUCAACAGCUUGCGGACUGCGUGCAAGAUCACAAGGAGUGCAUGAGCUUCUACAAUUGCAUACGGCCUGCCAUUGCGGCAACCAUGUUCAUUCAAUUUCUCAGCACUGCUUUUGCGCUCUGUACAUCUGCUGCUGCUUUCGUGAGCGAAGAUUUUAGUUUGUUACAGUUGAUGAAAUUUUUUCUUUAUUUUGUAUUUGUACUAUUUGAAAUUGCUCCAUGCUGUUUGUUUAUGGACGAAGCUCUAGCUGAAAUGCAUAAAUUGACUAAUUCACUGUUUUCAUGUCGUUGGUAUGAGCAGGAUCACAAAUUUCGUCGUUCUCUGAUUAUUUUCAUGCAACGCUCACAGGUAGCGGAUAAAAUAUUGGCUGGAAAUAUUGUACCGGUAUCAUUGGAUACAUUUGUUAAGAUUAUAAAAUUUGCCUUUUCUUUGUUUACACUACUCAACCAACUCAAGUAA